AUGCCUCCCAAGGCAAUUGAUUAUGCCAAGGGCCUGACGCCCAAUCAACUGAAAUUCCUACUCCUAGGUAUUCUCUGCAUGGAGACCCCGCUCAAGGUUGAUUUUGAGAAGCUCGCCGCUAUGACCGGAUACCAGGCCAACAGCGCACGUUCUUCCUUCAACAGCGCCCUCCGCAAGAUCAAGGAGACCCACGAAGCUGGCGCACUCGAUGCUUCGGCUGAUCCUGCCGCUAAUGCCGCCGCAGACGACAAUGAGGGAUCCGCCGCGCCGCCCAGUGCCGGCAAGAAGGCCAAGCCCGGUGCUAAGGCUACCAGUGGCAACAAGCGCAAGCGACAGAAGAAAGUCGAUGCUGAGGAGGGUUCAGGUGUGGAAGUGUUGGAGCCUGCGCCUGACUCUGAGUAG
Messenger RNA from Penicillium pulvis, 402 nucleotides. RefSeq lists its product as uncharacterized. The record is from RefSeq and is a predicted model, not a curated record. The transcript is spliced from 2 exons. The coding region runs from base 1 to 402 and encodes 133 amino acids. NCBI's taxonomy places the organism in Eukaryota, Fungi, Ascomycota, Eurotiomycetes, Eurotiales, Aspergillaceae.